AUGGGCCGCUACUCGGGCAAGACGUGCCGGCUGCUUUUCAUGCUGGUGCUCACCGUCGCCUUCUUCGUGGCGGAAUUGGUCUCCGGCUACCUGGGCAACUCCAUCGCGCUGCUCUCCGACUCCUUCAACAUGCUCUCCGACCUGAUCUCGCUGUGCGUGGGCCUGAGCGCCGGCUACAUCGCCCGGCGCCCCACCGGGGGCUUCAGCGCCACCUAUGGCUACGCCCGCGCCGAGGUGGUGGGCGCGCUGAGCAACGCCGUCUUCCUCACCGCGCUCUGCUUCACCAUCUUCGUGGAGGCCGUGCUGCGCCUGGCCCGGCCCGAGCGCGUGGAUGACCCCGAGCUGGUGCUCAUCGUCGGCGUCCUGGGGCUGUUGGUCAACGUGGUGGGGCUGCUCAUCUUCCAGGACUGCUCUGCCUGGUUCGCGUGCUGCCUCCGAGGACGCAGUCGCCGCCUGCAGCAGCGGCAGCAGCUGGCGGAGGGCUGCGCCCCCGGCGCUUUCGGGGGGCCUCAGGGCGCGGAGGACCCGCGGCGCCCUGCGGCCUCGACAGCCCCAGGCUCGGACUCGGCCGUAACCCUCCGGGGGACCUCAGUGGAAAGGAAGCGGGAGAAGGGGGCGACCGUGUUCUCAAACGUAGCAGGUGAUUCCUUCAACACCCAGAAUGAGCCAGAAGAGAUGAUGAAAAAAGAGAAAAAGUCUGAAGCUCUGAAUAUCAGAGGUGUACUUUUGCAUGUGAUGGGAGAUGCCCUGGGGUCCGUGGUUGUGGUCAUCACGGCCGUCAUAUUCUAUGUGCUUCCCCUGAAGAGCGAGGACCCGUGUAACUGGCAAUGUUACAUUGACCCCAGCCUGACUGUCCUCAUGGUCAUCAUCAUUUUGUCAUCUGCCUUCCCGCUCAUCAAGGAGACUGCUGCCAUUCUGCUACAGAUGGUCCCAAAAGGAGUCAACAUGGAAGAGCUGAUGAGUAAACUCUCUGCUGUGCCUGGAAUUAGCAGUGUACAUGAAGUGCACAUCUGGGAACUUGUAAGUGGAAAGAUUAUUGCCACCCUGCACAUCAAGUAUCCUAAGGACAGGGGAUAUCAAGAUGCCAGCACAAAAAUUCGAGAAAUCUUCCACGGUGCGGGAAUCCACAAUGUGACCAUCCAGUUUGAAAAUGUGGACUUGAAGGAACCCCUGGAGCAGAAGGACUUACUGUUGCUCUGCAACUCACCCUGCAUCUCCAAGGGCUGUGCUAAGCAGCUGUGUUGUCCCCCCCGGGCACUGCCUCUGGCCCACGUCAAUGGCUGUGCUGAGCACAAUGGUGGGCCCUGUCUAGACACAUAUGGAAGUGAUGGCCUCAGUAGAAGAGAUGCAAGAGAAGUGGCUAUUGAAGUGUCUUUGGAUGGCUGUCUGAGUGACCACGGACAAACUCUUAACAAAACUCAGGAGGACCAAUGUUAUGUCAACAGCACGCAUUUUUAAUCUGGUGCCCACAUAAUCAGACCGUAUAGACGAGGCACUUUGGAACCACCAGCUUGACUCACAAAAAGAGCUUUCUGGGUUGCAGGCUCAGACCAGACUUGGAGUGUGCAUGCUCUGUGUUCACUAGGGGUUGGCUGUUUGGAAUUUUAGUUAAACGUGUCUGUGAAUUUUUAUGUAACUAACUCCUUUCCAUUCCCCUGGGUGUCUCAUGCUGCUCUUUGACUGUUUCAGCUUGAACAUGCAUUUUCUAAAGCAAACUGCACUAGUGUAUAUAUCAGGGACAUUGAAGUCUGGGACUGAGGCUCAAUAGCUGCGGAUACAGUGUUCAAAGAAGUUCUUGUUUCUAAACUGAUUAGAACUUCUAGCUAAUGCUCAGGUGAGAUCAUAGCUUAAAUACAUUGAAAAAACUAAAGUACCACAAUAGCUGUAUUUUUCCCAAUCCCCUUAACGAUCAUAAAACAGGCAAGUUAAGUAUUUCUGGCACUGAAGAAAUAUCUUUUUUCUUUGAUUCAUUUUUGAAUAAAUAUAAAAUGAAUAACUAUUAAGGUAGAAAAUAUUCUCAGAACAUUCUAGAGGAGGUAAAGGUUAGUAGGAGGGCUUUGGCCAUCUCUACAUUUUGUGAGGUGAGAGAAAACUAAUGUUUGCUUUCUGCUGUGAACUGAACUGCAGCUAUAGAAUGUUUCAAAUGCUUAAAUAUAUAAUACAUUUUUUUCACAUGGAAGUGAGGGAAUAUUUCAGCUUCCUUAAGUAUGACACAAAUACUCAUAUACUGUCUUUUAGAGUCAGUAUAGUUGGAGCUGUUUUCAUUUAGUGCUUUGAUAAUGAUUUACUUAUUUUUCCAAAUUUCCUUUGACUUUUCUUUCAUACAAUUGCAUUGAUCUAUGCAGCAUUUACCAGAAAAGAGUAUUCCUGGGAUAGCAGAAUGCAUAACACUGAGUGUUAAUUCUUGUGAAAUAAAUAAGCUAGACUGCCUUCUCUUUAAUUAGACAUAUUUAAAGUAUUUAUUAUAGUUGUCAACUAGUAACUCAAUGGAAAAGUUGAUGUCCAAGGGAGAAAUGAGAAUUAGCUUAAUUGCUGCCUUUAAUGUGUUUUUGAGGAACUUAAAAUUUUCUUUCAUGUCUCUGAUCCAUAUUACCAAGUUCAAAUAAAAUUUUUAUAAUCGGAUUCAGACCCAUAACCAAACUA
Molecule: messenger RNA, 2643 nt
Organism: Nomascus leucogenys (northern white-cheeked gibbon)
Lineage: Eukaryota; Metazoa; Chordata; Mammalia; Primates; Hylobatidae
Gene: SLC30A10
Product: solute carrier family 30 member 10
Biological process (GO): manganese ion transport; zinc ion transmembrane transport; detoxification of zinc ion
Cellular component (GO): membrane
Molecular function (GO): zinc ion transmembrane transporter activity
Source: RefSeq, a predicted model, not a curated record